Ornithodoros turicata is the source of this 1533-nucleotide messenger RNA. Its product is annotated as tigger transposable element-derived protein 4-like. Gene Ontology annotation, molecular function: DNA binding. The transcript has a single exon. Gene Ontology annotation, cellular component: nucleus. The coding region runs from base 1 to 1533 and encodes 510 amino acids. NCBI's taxonomy places the organism in Eukaryota, Metazoa, Arthropoda, Arachnida, Ixodida, Argasidae. The record is from RefSeq and is a predicted model, not a curated record.
AUGUCAAAGCGGACGUCCCAGGCGCUUUCACUCGCGAAGAAGGUGGAAAUCUUGCAAGAAGUGGAAGAUGGAAAGUUGUUGAAGACGGAAAUUGCAAGGAAAUUUGGUAUAGCGAAAAGCACAGUGUGUGGGAUAGUGAAAAAUCGCCAGAAAAUAAUGGACGCUUUUAGCGGCAGUGAGUUCGCACCAAAGAGAAAAAGAAUGCGAACAGCCGCGCAUAAGGAUCUUGAAGACGUGCUUCUUGCGUGGAUUCGUCAAGCAAGAAGCUCGAACUUGCCAGUAAGUGGUGUUGUUUUACGUGCGAAAGCCGAAGAAAUAGCCCUCCGACUGCACGUGGAGGGAUUUUCGUGCAGCGACGGUUGGUUGGAUCGGUUUAGAAAGCGUCAUGGACUUGUGUUCCGUUCUAUCGUCGGGGAGUCUGCCGACGUAAAUGACGCUGCCUGCACUGACUGGAGGUCAUCCAGAUUAAAGGACCUCAUGGAGGAAUAUGAUGCGGUAGACAUCUACAACGUAGAUGAAACCGCGCUGUACUAUCAGCUCCUCCCACAGAAGACAUUGACAUUUUCUGGGGAUGCCUGCACCGGAGGCAAACACAGCAAGAUACGUGUGACUGUUCUGGUUGGAGCCAACAUGACCGGAACUGACAAGCUCAAGCUUCUCGUCAUCGGCAAGUCGAAAUCGCCGCGUUGUUUUAAGAAUGUCAGGACCUUGCCUGCGACGUACGCGGCAAACUCCAAGGCCUGGAUGACGCAGGCACUCUUUGAGCAGUGGCUACGCGACAUGGACCGCUGCUUUGCAAGGCAGAAGAGGAAUGUGUUGUUUCUUGUCGACAACUGCCCUGGGCACGGGAAAGUCAGCGGACUGGCAGCUAUCCGGCUCGAGUUCCUGCCACCCAACACAACCGCGAAAUUACAGCCAAUGGACCAGGGGGUCAUCAGUAGUCUAAAAAGGCACUACAGACGCUCGCUGCUACAGCGUAUGCUGCUCUGUAUGGAAAACGGGAAGCAAUACGAAGUGAAUCUCCUGAGUGCUGUGCACCUUCUGUCCCACGCAUGGGAACAGGUGACCGAAGCCACCAUCGCGAACUCCUUUCGGCACGCGGGAUUCGUGAGGGAUAGCUGCCCCCCAGAAGUCUUUGUGAAGGAAUGCGAGGACUCUGAGGACAACAAUCUUUGCUCAACACUCAGUGCAACCCUUGGUGCCCCUCUGGACUUGGCAGCGUAUGCCGCAGUUGAUGACAACAUAGCUAGCUGCAGAGCAGACACCAUGGAUGACAUCAUCAGUGAGGUACUGGAUGCUGAGGCUGCUUCAGAUACAGAGGAAGACUGUGAGCCUACUGAAGUGGAUGUGCCACAAGUGACCUGUGAAGCAGCUGAUGCUGCUCUUCAAGUGCUUUCCCAAUUUUUUGAAAGUCAUGAACACACUGAGGGGUUCCUCAGAAGCAUUGGGCAGAUGUCAUCCUUUAUAACUGCAUCUCAGCUCAAGCAACAGAAGCAGAAAAAAAUCACAGAUUGGUUCAGUGUGCCACGGUGA